Molecule: messenger RNA, 630 nt
Organism: Brenthis ino (lesser marbled fritillary)
Lineage: Eukaryota; Metazoa; Arthropoda; Insecta; Lepidoptera; Nymphalidae
Source: the annotation of a GenBank genome assembly
AUGUUUUUUGGUCCUACAAUUUUCAGAUUGUGCGAACAAGGAACUGAAGUUUAUUUACUUUGUUUAUCUAAUGGUAAUUAUGAAGGAAAAGGCAAUGAAAGGAGAAAAGAACUGUGGCAAGCUUGUUAUAUACUUGGAGUGCCUGAUAGCAACAUAUGUCUCAUUUCCGAUACAAGAUUACAAGAUAAUCCAAAAGAACAAUGGCCAGUUCCUGUAAUAGCGAAGCUUAUACAACAUCAGUUAGAAGCCUUAGACAUAGAUACCUUAGUCACAUUUGACAGGGGAGGUGUUUCCUCACAUCCUAAUCAUUCAGCUGUCUUUUAUGCAGUUGCUUAUAUGUUUGUUGAAAAAAACAUGCCACAAAAGUGUGCAGUCUACACAUUGGAUUCAGUAAAUAUAUUGAGAAAAUAUCUGGGUUUCUUAGAUCUACCCUUAAGUUUUGUAUUGUCUUCCAAAAGAUAUUUCCUGCGUUGGACAGAAAGUCGCCGAGUCACACGAGCUAUGAAGCAACAUAAAAGUCAAAUGGUUUGGUUUAGAUAUUUGUACAUCAUGUUUUCUAGAUACAUGAUCAUAAAUACUCUCAGGAAAAUAAAUCUUGCAGACAUUGAACUGGAACUUGAAGUUGAUGAU